AUGAGUUGCUCAGAAAACCAAUCUGUUAACUUCCAGUCGACGGAGACGGAAGUCAUGCAGAGCGUAUUUGCCGAAUUGCGCGCGGCACGUUUCCACGUUUCUGAACGUAAGUUGUUGCACUUUAGUCGGUACGUAACCGGACCUGCCUCGAUCGGUUGCCGAUACCGUUCCUUGGAAAACGUGACCGAACCAUUCGCUAUUAACCGCCGAUACCGGUCCGAACCAAACGUGACCAGACCAUCAGCGAUUGGCCACCUGCAGUCCACGCCCGCAGAAGUCUGCACCUUACUUUGCCGAGGACCGAAUUUAGCUGAACCGGAAGACACCGUCACGGCGGAACAGCCGCCGGCAGAGUUCAGCCAUGAACCUUCUGACAACGUGACCGGACCAUCAGCGAUUGGCCACCUGCAGUCCACGCCCGCAGAAGUCUGCACCUUACUUUGCCGAGGACCGAUUUUAGCUGAACCGGAAGACACCGUCACGGCGGAACAGCCGCCGGCAGAGAGCAGCCAUGAACCUUCUGACAACGUGACCGGACCAUCAGCGAUUGGCCACCUGCAGUCCACGCCCGCAGAAGUCUGCACCUUACUUUGCCGAGGACCGAAUUUAGCUGAACCGGAAGACACCGUCACGGCGGAACAGCCGCCGGCAGAGAGCAGCCAUGAACCUUCUGACGCGGAGUCGAUGGGCCUCGUCGAUCUGUUCGACCUUCAGCCGGAUGACCAUGUGUGCCGGGAAAUCCCGCUGCCACCAGCUGGCCCGUCAACGUCCGUCGACCUUGUGCUCGUCCCGGACAACGUUGUCGAGGUUCCGGAAGUCCCGCCGCCGUCAGACGACCGGACAACACGAGACGAGACCGUGCCGGAACUGCCAAUCGUUCCCGCGGCGAGUUCCGGCCAGGCCGAACUGGAACCGGAUACCGCCGACAGGGGCCGAGGUGACGACGACGCAAGCCGGGCGAUGGCAGCCGUGGACGACCCCGCGGCCAAAUCGAAAAAACGCACUACGCUUUGGAGACGGACCAAGCGAAUCGUCCGUCGCGUGUUUUGUUGCGGCGUUUGA
This is a messenger RNA of Macrosiphum euphorbiae (potato aphid), 1062 nucleotides long. The record is from the annotation of a GenBank genome assembly. Lineage: Eukaryota; Metazoa; Arthropoda; Insecta; Hemiptera; Aphididae.